Molecule: messenger RNA, 1018 nt
Organism: Pocillopora verrucosa
Lineage: Eukaryota; Metazoa; Cnidaria; Anthozoa; Scleractinia; Pocilloporidae
Source: RefSeq, a predicted model, not a curated record
AUGACCCUAGGUUGCAGUGACUAUCUAGAUAACUGCCAAGUGUACGAUCAAAUGGGUCUAUGUAACAUUCCAAAAUAUUUCGAACUUAUGAAGAAGUACUGUGAAAAGACUUGUCAUCUCUGCAAUAUAACUUCUCAUGCGACUCCACAACCGGUGCAGCCUGGACAGCCCCUGGGUGAAUGUGGCAGGUCUGUGGUUCCUCAGGGCCGUGUUAUCGGUGGAACAGAUGCGAUACACGGAUCGUGGCCCUGGCAAGUAGGUCUGUACGCUGGAGAUGAUGACUCUAAGUUCUUCUGCGGAGGGUCCCUCAUCAAACCAAACUGGGUCGUCACAGCUGCCCACUGCAUUAACGACAAUCUGCCCGUUGCUUCAUACCGCAUUCGCUUGGGAGACUGGCACCGCUUCUUCCCCGACGGCACAGAACAGGUCCGCAACGCGUCCAAAGUGAUUAAACACCCUAAGUACAACUACCCAUCGCUCAUCAAUAACGACAUUGCCUUAAUCAAGCUCGACCACCCGGUGCUGUUGAAUAGUCACGUGAACACCAUCUGUCUUCCUAAGAGAGACGUAGCUGUCUCUCUAAAUAGCACGUGCUAUAUCACAGGGUGGGGCAAGGUGAAACAUCCGGGUGCUUCCUACCACAAACUUCAACAGGCCCAGCUCCCACUUGUCUCCAACGCCGAAUGUUCCCAGAAACUUUCCGCUUCACCCUCGGGGGGAAUACUCAACGUUACCAAACAAAUGGUUUGCGCCGGAAACCUGAACCCCAAUGAAUCGCAGGGAGGUUGCCAUGGCGACAGUGGAGGACCAUUCGUCUGCAAGGACUCCGCAUCCGGGAAGUUCGUCCUACAGGGAGCGGUUAGCUGGGGUUCGCCGAAUUGUAACUUUGCGCAAGUCAACAAACAGUACACGGUGUUUGCCCGAAUCAGCAAAUUUCGCCGUUGGAUAAAUCUUAAAAUUUCUCAAAACUGAACACUAAAGAGCCACAUCUGAAUGGAAGUGACAUUAUGAUAACAAU